AUGGCGAGCUUUGAGAUCAGCAUUUUGGGGGCAUCAGGCGGCCCUCUUGAUGGUGGAAACCAGAGCAUUCUUCUCUCAGAGCCAGGUAAUUGUUUACACAAAAAGUAUAUAUGUAUUGAUGCAGGGUCUGGGUUGCGACAGAUAGCUACUAUGAUCGCAUCUCAUCAAAAAAGAUCUUCGUUGAAACAGAACUGCUGGGACGAUGCGAUCGAGAGCUUUUACGAAAGGCUCGAGGAGCCGUUGCACAGAUUCGUGGAUUCCAAGGUACGAAUAGUGCGUGGUUUGUGUAACGACAGUCUCCUGGACUCGGAUGAAUCAAUAAUCAGUGGAGCGCUCCGAGUUUUCAACAAUAUCAAGGAGUACUACAUCACACACCCACAUUUGGAUCACAUAGCCGCUUUGGUUAUAAACUCCCCUGCAUGCAGCUCUGCCGAGAAGACGCUCUGGGGGCUUCGGCCCACCACGGAGGCCCUGAGAAAGCAUGUUUUCAACGACAUUCUGUGGCCCAACCUGUUUGCUCAGAAAAAAAUGAGUUUCGAAUUACACACUCUGGAGGAAUGUCAGUCACAUCCAGUCAAAUGCAUAACCAACUGGGCCAUAACACCUUUGCGUGUCAGUCACGGCCUCACCGUGGAAAGUCAGGUGCGGUGCACUAGCACCGUAUAUCUAAUACAAAAUAGAGUUACCGAGCAGGCAGUUGCAAUUUGCGGAGAUCUGGAGUCGGAUCUCAUUUCGCACAAGCGGCUGCUAGCCAAUGUUUGGAAACACUUCAGCACAACCGUGCCCUUGGAAAAAUUGAAGUGCAUUUUAGUCGAGUGUUCUUGCUCCAAUGCUACCAAGGAUGAGCACCUUUACGGUCAUCUGUCGCCCAAUUACCUCGUCCACGAACUGAAACAGCUAAGCCGGGCUUAUGGUAGACCACUGGAUGGCCUACAGGUGAUCAUUAUGCAUGUGAAGAUGUCCCCAGGCAUGCGGGACCCUCGCCUCGUUAUUCUGCAAGAGAUAAGACAGUUGGCAGCAGCUCAGGAGCUGGGUGAUGUGAGCUUUUCAAUGGCUCUACAGGGAUACACGUUUGUACUAUAA
Molecule: messenger RNA, 1083 nt
Organism: Lachancea meyersii CBS 8951
Lineage: Eukaryota; Fungi; Ascomycota; Saccharomycetes; Saccharomycetales; Saccharomycetaceae
Source: the annotation of a GenBank genome assembly